UCGCCGCCGCCGCUGCCCGUGCUGCCACCGCCUUCUCUUUCUUGGCCACCGCUUCCUCCUCCUCCUGCUCGGGCUGCCUUGGGGCCAGACGUGUACCCAUGCUCCUGUCCCGUCCGGGGCCGCCGCCGCUGCCCGACUCUGUAGACUGCUGAGAAGACUUACCAGCCAGUCAGUCACAUAAGCAUAUUCCAGAAAGGUGGUACUGAUGGAGGAGGAACAGGAUUUACCAGAGCAGCCAGUGAAGAAAGCCAAGAUGCAAGAGUCAGGAGAGCAAGCUUUGAGUCAAGUGAGCAACCCUGAAGGCAGUGAUCAGAAACCUGAAACUUCAAGCCUUGCUUCAAACCUUACCAUGUCAGAUGAAAUUAUGACAUGUGCUGAUUACAUCCCCCGAUCAUCAAAUGAUUAUACCUCACAGAUGUAUUCUGCAAAACCUUAUGCACAUAUCCUCUCAGUCCCUGUAUCGGAGACUGCUUACUCUGGCCAGACUCAAUACCAGACACUUCAGCAGUCUCAACCCUAUGCUGUCUACCCUCAGGCUACCCAAACCUAUGGACUACCUCCUUUUGGUGCAUUGUGGCCAGGUAUGAAACCUGAAAGUGGUUUAAUUCAGACUCCAGCUCCAAGUCAACACAGUGUUCUUACCUGCACUACAGGGCUAACCACAGGCCAGCCAAGCCCAGCACAUUACUCUUAUCCCAUUCAAGCUUCAAGUACCAAUGCCAGCCUGAUCUCCUCUUCAUCCACAAUUGCCAAUAUUCCAGCAUCAGCAGUUGCCAGCAUCUCAAACCAGGACUACCCUACAUACACCAUCCUUGGCCAGAGUCAGUACCAGGCAUGCUACCCCAGCUCCAGCUUUGGGGUCACAGGCCAGAACAACAGUGACCCUGAGAACCCCACGUUAGCAGCAGCCACAUACCAGACUGAAAAGCCCAGCGUCAUGGUGCCUGCACCAGCAGUACAGAGACUUUCCUCUGGAGAUCCUUCUUCAAGCCCAUCUCUGUCUCGGGGUACUCCAAGUAAAGACACUGAAGAGCAAUCUAGGAAAAAUACACCUGCCAAGAACCGAGGCAAGAGGAGAGCUGAUGCUGCACCUGCCCAGGACAGUGAGCUGGAACGGGUGUUUCUCUGGGACUUGGAUGAAACCAUCAUCAUCUUCCAUUCUCUUCUCACGGGAUCCUAUGCUCAAAAGUAUGGAAAGGACCCAACAGUUGUUAUUGGCUCAGGUUUAACAAUGGAAGAAAUGAUUUUUGAAGUGGCUGACACACAUCUCUUUUUCAAUGACUUGGAGGAAUGUGACCAAGUGCAUGUUGAAGAUGUGGCAUCUGAUGACAAUGGGCAGGACUUGAGCAACUAUAGUUUCUCCACGGAUGGUUUCAGCGGCUCAGGAGGUGGUGCAGGUCAUGGCUCUUCUGUGGGUGUGCAGGGGGGAGUGGAUUGGAUGAGGAAGCUGGCCUUCCGAUAUCGAAAAGUGAGAGAAAUCUAUGACAAACACAAAAGCAACGUAGGUGGCCUUCUCAGUCCCCAGAGAAAGGAAGCACUUCAGAGACUAAGAGCAGAAAUUGAAGUCUUAACUGAUUCCUGGCUGGGAACAGCACUAAAGUCUUUACUUCUCAUCCAAUCCAGAAAGAAUUGUGUGAAUGUCUUGAUCACCACCACCCAGUUGGUGCCUGCCCUAGCCAAGGUCCUUCUGUAUGGCUUGGGAGAAGUUUUCCCCAUCGAGAACAUCUACAGUGCCACUAAGAUCGGUAAGGAGAGCUGCUUCGAGAGAAUUGUGUCUCGCUUUGGCAAGAAAGUUACGUAUGUAGUGAUCGGAGAUGGACGGGAUGAGGAAAUUGCAGCCAAACAGCACAACAUGCCCUUCUGGCGAAUCACAAACCACGGAGACCUUGUGUCACUCCACCAAGCCUUGGAACUGGAUUUCCUAUAAGGAUGGGAGCUGAGGUGCCAGCCCCAUGAGCCCUUCUCCCUCCCCAUGGGGGCUAGAGACGGGGGAAAGAUGGGAACUCUCCUCUCCUCGGGACGAGAUGCAAGCCCAGCCGGAGCCCAGAGCAGGAAGGGACAGUUUGUUUUCUCCAGGAGGGGGAUCCAUCCCAGGGCAUCUUGGUACAGGCAGGAAUCAGAUGGAGAGAACAGCCAUCUCACCCUAGCUGCAGUGAUUUAAUUCUUCUAUUUUUGUUUUCUUUUCAAAAAGAAAAAAAUCCCUGAGGCAGAGUUGUGCUCAAAUGUAGUGUGUGGUGGGAAAACACAGUGCUACGAUCUUGUGGUAAAUAGGUUAGAAGCAGAA
Messenger RNA from Gracilinanus agilis (Agile Gracile Mouse Opossum), 2284 nucleotides. It is a transcript of the gene EYA3, whose product is annotated as EYA transcriptional coactivator and phosphatase 3. The coding region runs from base 206 to 1927 and encodes 573 amino acids. NCBI's taxonomy places the organism in Eukaryota, Metazoa, Chordata, Mammalia, Didelphimorphia, Didelphidae. Gene Ontology annotation, biological process: multicellular organism development; cell differentiation; negative regulation of extrinsic apoptotic signaling pathway in absence of ligand. Gene Ontology annotation, molecular function: protein tyrosine phosphatase activity. Gene Ontology annotation, cellular component: nucleus. The transcript has 18 exons. The record is from RefSeq and is a predicted model, not a curated record.